AUGGCGACGCCGCAGCGGCGGCACCGGCCGCCCCUGCCCGACGGCACGGCGGCGCCGCCCCACUGCCAGGCCGGCCACGACGAGGGCGGCGGCCGGCGAGCGGGCCCGCCCCUCAUGUCCGUGGCCGUGCGGGUGAAGCCCUCGCCCGGGGCCGCCCCGGAGGACGUGGCCGUCUGGGCGGAGCCGCCGGAGUGCGGCGGCGCACGGCAGAGGAGAAGAUCUGCUGCCACCGCGGCUACAUGCUGGAGGAGAGUACGAGUUCUCCAGGGUCUUCGGCCCCGCGGACGACAACCGGGCGCUGUUCCACGAGCUGCAGGGCCCGGCGCUGACCGCGAGCGUCUUCGGCGGCGUGAACGAGACGCUCUUCGCCUACGGGCAGACGGGGAGCGGGAAGACGCACACCAUCUUCGGCUCGGCGGAGGAGCCGGGGCUGUUGGAGUUGUUCGUGCAGGCGUCCUUCCAGGAAGCGGGCGCCUCCCCGGGAAGCACCAUCCACGCCUGCUGCUACGAGGUCCUCGGCGACACGCUGACCGACCUCGUCAACCCGCAGAGGCUCAUCGAGCAGGGGGACCUCAUCAGCGAGGACGUCGUCAGCGACGAGAUCUUCGUCAAGACGCAGCUGUGCCGGUACCAGAUUGUGCGCGUCGCCCGCGUGGAGACCUGUCUGGACCUCCUCGGCGAGGCGCGCGCGAACCGGACCGAGGGCGUCUCCUCCUGCAACCCGAGCUCGUCCAGAUCCCACGCCGUGGUGCACCUCUUCGUGCAGAACCCCGCCGGCGGAUUGCCACGCAGCCCCGCUGGGCACCAGGACCCAUGGGUGUCACGCAGAGCACCAUAGGGGCACUCACGCUCGUGGACCUGGCGGGGACGGAGAAGGAGCACGAGAACCCCUCCGUGCAGGGAAAGAAGUCAGCGCGGCUGCUGAACACGUCGCUGUCAUCCCUGAACCGGCUGCUCCGCAAGCUGCAGACGGGUAGCCUGGACGAGUCGGAGCGGAGGCAGAGCGUGCUGAACAAAUGCUUGUGGGAGUACUUGCGACCGGGUUGUGGGAUUGCGAUGGUCUUCUGCGUGAGCCCGCUGGCGCGCCAUCGCUCGAUCACGCUGUCCACCCUGGCCAUGGCCACGGAUUCCAAGUUGAUACACAAUCAGCGAAAGUCCCACUACAUCCAGAUCCCUGCGCAGAGCCAGCUCUCUGGCGCCCGUCCGACCGUGCAGUCCACGCCGUCGCAGUCUCCGCGUUCUGCGCGUUCGUCGCUGCAUUCGCCGCAGGCGGCGAGCAGUGGGUCACGGGGCACGCCGCGGAUCACUUCGGUGAGGGCAGCGAGCACUGGGGCCUCCGCGGCCACCGGGCGCGUGCCCGAGUUUGGUGCCCCGACGCGCUCCUCCAUAGCAAGCAGCAGGCUCUGCACAACAAAGCACGAGGCUGACGAGCUCCGGUCCGCCAAGGAUCUGGAGGCGCUGGCCGGGUUCGACCUCAGCUGCCCGCAGGCGAUCCGCGACCUGGCGCUACAGAACACGACCCUGCGGCGCAAGCUGCACCGCGUCAGGGCCAAGAGCGCGGAGCGCAUCGAGCGCGCAGAGCGGGACCGCGAGCAGCUCGGCGCGGACCUCGCCAUGACGCAGCAGGAGUGCGAGUCGCUGCGCGCGCUGUUCAUUCGGCAGCAGCAGCAGCAGAUCGCCUUCUGGACUGGGCCCUUCAUGAGCAUGAUCGCGCCCAGGGACGCCGCGGCCGCGCCCUACGACGAGCCCGCGCCUCGGCAGCGGCUGUCGCAGGGGGCGGCAGACGCUGGGCACUGCCCGACUAUCGUGUGGUCGCCAAAGGGCAGCCGCGGCGAGGCUCGACGGCACCAACCCUGGGCCAGACCACGCGUGUCGAGCCGGUCUGGUAACGGAUGCACGGUUGGCGUCGCCCAACGAGGGCUCGCCCCCGAGGGCAUCCGCGCACACCCCGCCCGCGCUGGCACCUGCCGCCUGCGGCAGCGGCGCUGUGCCGCCCGCGGCCCCUGCGGCUGCCGCCUCGGCGCGGGCGCCGCCGGAGGGCUCAGGGCCUGCUUUCGGCGCGGGGGCGACGCCGCCGGUGGUCACGCCGCCCGCCGCCGGGGGCGGCGGGAGCUCCUGCCUCGACAGCCUUCGGCUGGAGCGCGACUACUGGCGCUCCGUGGCCAGCGACCUGAAGAGGGAGAUGCACGGCGAGGCCCCGAAGUGCGGCGACAGGAAUUCGCAGGAAGGCUCGCACAGGCCCUGCGCUGCCAAGGCGCCCGGCCUGUGGGAUUGUGGGGGCAGCAGCACCUCCCAGACGGUGCACGAGAGCGUCGGCGAUCCCUCGCGGACUGCAUGGUCGGACACCGGAAGCGAGCUGAGCUCGAGGUCUCUGGCGGCAGAGGCCUGAUGCCGGCUUGCACGGGGCACCCUUCACCUGCUGGUGCCGUUGUCUGAGGAUCGUCUCUCAGACUGUGUGCUGUGCGGCGCGCAAGUCGUCUUGCAGCCCCCGUCCACUUUUUCGGAGUAAGUUUGGACAUGUAGUCACAAUUCACCGUGUCUGCCGAGCCUUUUUGGAGUCCCCUUUG
This is a messenger RNA of Prorocentrum cordatum, 2567 nucleotides long. The record is from the annotation of a GenBank genome assembly. NCBI's taxonomy places the organism in Eukaryota, Dinophyceae, Prorocentrales, Prorocentraceae.